UCUCCUCGAAGAGAUUUCUACACGAAUCGAGCACCUCUCGAUCCACGACCGCGUCUCUCGGCUUCCCAGCAAGCUCAGAUCCUCAGCGACGUGCAGCAACACCAGCACCGUUACCGUCGACCCCAACAAGACCACCAAAACCUUCAAACAUCCAGUUUUCUAACUCAAGAUCAACUCGGAGCCUCCUACUCAUCUCUCUCCAAAUACAAAGUAGACCGCUCAAAGCAGCAACAGAUCCAGCAACUGCUCGAACAACAAAAGCAUCUGCAGCAACUGAUUCAGCAACAACAACAGAAGGUAGCUCAGCAGCUGGGUAACACGAACUACUUAAGAAACGUGCAGACACAGUUGCAACCCGAAGUCCCCAAGCAACAAUUCAGCAGCCAGUUCCCGGUUAGCAAUAGUCGCUAUCAAGGUCUUCAGCAAGACCUGUCGCAGCCUCUGUUCAGCGACCAGCAGACGGCGCAGUUGCAGGAAUAUCUGGAGAAACAGCGAGAGUUGGAGCUUCUGAAGAAACAGAGAGAGCAGCUAUUGCUGGAGCAGCAGGAGGUGCGGAGGCAGCAGGAGCUGCUGAGACUUCAGCAACUUGCGAAGCUGACGUCCACAACGCCGUUGCCUAUUCCUGUCACGUCGGCCAGCUCGGUGACCUUCAACACGACCUUGUCGCCUCUUCUGGUGUCGCUGUCGACGGCACGGAAGAUUACCCCGACGGAAACAGAGCUGUUCCUGAAAGCCAUAGCCACUCACCAGCAGAAGUACACCACGACACCUAUCCCGUCCACGACGACAACCAGCAAGCCGACGACAACCACUAGAACUUACCAGGACAAGGUGUCCUCCGAGUUGUCAGAUAGUAUACUGAGCCAGUUCGCUCGUCAGGGCAAGUCCAAGCCCCAGAUCAAGAUCGUGUACCAAACGGAGAAGCCGGCUACCAGCAGACCUUCAAGUCCCAAAGGUAGAUCUUCCUUGGGUGUGGACAGGGAUGCAUUACUCAAGCAGCUGAAGCUGGCUCUGGCAGAGUCCGUAGACGAUGAUUUGAGGAACGUCAGCACGAGAGACAUAGUUCUUCCGAAUGGCAAAAAGAUACAGUUGAUAGACACUUCGAAUGGUCUGACGUCCAUUUUACCUACUGGUUCCACAGUGACGGCGUCUACUUUGGCUCUAACUACUCCGGCUUCCACCGUUAAACCGCCUAAGGCUAUACUCGAAGAAUUGACGAAAGGUGUCCUGCCUCCUGGAGCCGACUUCGAGGUGAUCAGACAGAAAAGCGAUGGGAAGUUAGAAGAAAUCGGGAAAGCUCCCAUUCAGAGUCUGCCGGCUAAGAAGGUGACCUUCGUGGUUUUGGAGGAGCAACCCGACGGGAGUUAUAAAGUUCAAGGUGUGAAAGGUAACGCGGAUAAAGAAGGCGAUGUGGACUCUAUCGUGGAGAGGAUCAAGAAAGGUGAAUUGAAGCUACCGCCUAGUUCUUCGAAUCCUACGACGUCGGCUUCGAUUCAGAGCAGCUCUAGUAUUAGGCAGUCUGUGACGGCUACGUCCUCGAGUGGAGGAUCUCCUGUCUUUAGGCCGACCACUGUGAAAUCUACUUCGGUAUCGUCGAGGUAUAGCGAUGUUAAACCAACGGAAUAUCCGCACCACGUCACGAUCUCUCCAAAUUUGGUGUCCACGACAGACAAAUAUCUUUCGUCGGCGUCGAGCGUAGCCAGCCACGUGUUCAAUUCUUUCGGGACGAUAAACACCAGCUCGAAAUCGACCCCGGACGAUCAGGACCGAGUGACAGGAAAAUAUCCGACCAUAACGAGAAGUCAUUUCAUACCAACCAUGGCUCCGGUCAACGAAAUCAUCACGACGACUUCUUCGCUGAUUCCGACCACUUUCUCUCAUCAUUCGAGCAAUUCCUACGCUCACCACACGAUACAGCCAUAUAGUGAAACUUCGACGACACCCAGGCCAAUUCCAACUAUAGCGAGACCAUCGACCACCUUACAUAACGACAAUAUCGUUUACCAAGAAAGCUUCGAGAAGACAACCCUUUCACCGCAGACAGAGCUGCCGGCCACGAAGAGUCAGGUCCUCGAGAGUUUAGCUACGCUGCUGAGGAGAGAAGGACUUUUUGCGAUGGCUAAAUACUUAAGACAGUCCGGUCUAGACAACGUCCUUAACGAAACUGGUCCCUAUACGAUAUUCGUUCCAACAGAUAAAGCUUUCAGGACAUUACUGGUACAACUUGGUGGACCAGAAAAAGCAGAACAAAAAUUCCGUGAUAAUCCUAGACUUCUUAGUGGGCUCCUCCUCCACCACGUGAUACCAGGAGCCUUCAGGAUCGACUCCCUGCAAGAUGAAAUGACAGGAAUCAGUUUAGCCGGGACACAAUUAAGAGUGAACGAAUACGAGAUGCACGAUCACGAGUGGAACGACAUAAAGGUAACUACCAUAAACGGAGCGAAGGUGUCACCAAACAAACGCGAUAUUGAAAUCCCUCAAGGAGUUGCCCAUGCCAUAGAUAGGGUCAUGUUUCCGCUUCCGGUUGGUGACUUGGUGCAGACAUUGCAUGCAGAUCGUGAGAAAAGAUUUACCACCUUCUUAAAGAUCCUUUAUAUCUCUGGUCUUCAAGAAACGUUAGCAGGGCCAAAAACAUUUACGGUCUUUGCUCCUACGGAUUCCGUUUUCGAGUCGGCUUCGAAAGAGGGCACACCGGUUUGGACAGAAUCGGAUGGUCCUGAAGCUGCGAAAACGAUCAUUCUAAAACAUGUGAUACCAUCGACGCUGUACACGGCGGGAAUGAGGUACUAUUUGCAGAAGGACACACUUCGUCCUCAGUCACCUGUUCACAUUCACAAAAAUGGCGGACGAGUACGAGUGAAUGAAGCACAUGUGACAAUGCAUAAUAUACCAGCAACAAAUGGAGUUUUACAUGCAAUUGAUGGUAUCUUAUAAACGCGCAUUAACUUUUAGAUUUUAUCUUUUCAAAAGUUAUACAUCUCAGUUGAUGCGUCAGUUGCAGCUUAACAAAGUAUUUUUUGUAAUUCAUUGGGUCCAAGUUAAUAUGGUAUGCUUGAUGCUAUAUGGUAUUUUGAUGCUGUACAAAUUUUGAGAACCCUAGUCUCUAAAAUUUAAAGACUAAAUACCUUCAUUGGCACUGAACAGUCUAAUGGUAAAUGAAAAUUGUAUAAGUUCACUGUUCAUCAGAUUUACUGAAUGAAAAUUAACAAGCAAAUUAAGACACUACACCCAACAUACUAAAAGAUAGACAGUGAAACUAUAAAACUUA
This is a messenger RNA of Megachile rotundata (alfalfa leafcutting bee), 3268 nucleotides long. RefSeq lists its product as uncharacterized. Lineage: Eukaryota; Metazoa; Arthropoda; Insecta; Hymenoptera; Megachilidae. The record is from RefSeq and is a predicted model, not a curated record.